Molecule: messenger RNA, 10955 nt
Organism: Lytechinus pictus (painted urchin)
Lineage: Eukaryota; Metazoa; Echinodermata; Echinoidea; Temnopleuroida; Toxopneustidae
Product: separin-like
Exons: 21
Coding region: 43-7344 (2433 amino acids)
Biological process (GO): meiotic chromosome separation; proteolysis
Cellular component (GO): mitotic spindle; centrosome; cytoplasm
Molecular function (GO): cysteine-type endopeptidase activity
Source: RefSeq, a predicted model, not a curated record
UAUCUUCAUUAAAUAUACAGAUCUAAAACCUGAGAAGUUAAAAUGGAUGGUGCAAAAUUGCUGAAAUCUUUGAAAGAUGGCCCCAUGGACACACUUGUUUCAGAUGUCAAGAUAUAUCUGGAUCCGCUACACAAGAACAAGUGUAAGACCAGUGAUGAUCUGACAAAGAAACGUGGAGUAUUUGCUAUGAAGAUACUCCGUGGUUGUGUCGAGUCAAUUACAUCCCUGUCGCUUGGUUCACAACACCUGUCUUCUGUCUUGAAUGUGGCACGUGCCUGCUAUGAGGGGAUCUGUGCUGCUAGAUCACACAUGGAGAUAAUACCGCUUUCCUUGGAAAAAGUCCUGUUCCACAUUGUGUUACAGCUGGUCAACAAGACAUUGCUAAUGGAUGCUCUGUCUUUUGCAGAGUAUCUUUACAGCGAGCUCAUUACUUCUCGUCCACUAUUUGAGACUGUUGAUGGCAUGGAUAAUGAGUAUGACACUAUUGCCAAACAGGCUUUCAACCAGCUUUGGAAGGCUUGUGCUCAGAUUGAAAAGUCCACAAAGACUUGCUCUAGGCACAUUUUGGUGUUGAAUGCACGACGCCAAGCACUUGCUUUCGUGAUGCUGACUGAUCAAGACACUGCAUGGAUUGCAAAUGCUGCUUUGAGAGCUGGAGUAGAGAUGGAGCGAUAUUCCAGCAAAGAUACAUCAAGCUCAGAACACCUAUGUCACUUUUUUGCUGAAAUUGCCAAUGGACUCUUGACACCUUUAGAAAGAAAAUUGAAAUCUCAACAGUUAACAGAUGUGGCAAAGGCACUUGGUCCUGUACUUGACGUUUGUUUGCAGCAAUCAAAGUACUGUGCUCGCUCAGAAAAAUCUGAAUCUGUUAUUCGAAUAUUGAUGAGAAUUCAAGCCUGUACAGAAUGUAAAAAGCAGCAGUCACUUACAAUAGCUUCUGCAAGAGUGGUAUGUGCAAUCUGUGAUGUGAUGAGGAUAUCCCUUUCCCUUGCAAAACUGAAUACUGGAAGUAAAGACAAAUCAAAGUGUAUGAAAUCAAAGGAAUCGAAAAUUGGAAGUGGGGAUGUGUGGAAUGAGUUGAAGCAUUCCAGUGAUGUCAUCGCCAAGAGCAUUGAAACUUCUGAUGUGGUAUCAGCCUUCUACCAACCUCUUGUUGAUUCAUUUGCUUUCCUAAGGAAGCAAGUAGAAGUUGUGAUCAACAAAGAAAAGAGUCACCCUGCAUCUGACUUGCAUAGCUCUGUUUACCAGGCACUUUCUGUCAGUCUAGAGAUCUUAGAAAUCUACAAAGAAUACAUCCUAUCUUCCUCCCAGAGUCCAACAGAUGUUUACAGGGGAUUGUCUGUAUCUGCUUUUACCACCAGGCUGGUCAACAAGCAGUUGAGCACCCUAAACUUCAUGGCUACACUUACCAUCCAAGAACUCAAUAACCUUUCAUCAGGAACUCAAGGCGAGAAUGUUAAGCAACAGUUUGGAAGCAGAGCAAUUACUAUAUGCAAGAGAACCAAAGCAGUUAUGGAGGAUGUCUCAAAAGGUGAAGGUGGAGUCAUAUCUGUGAAUGAGUACCGUUGCCUCGGUAGCAAUGCAUACAAUCUGGGAUUUUUAUGCUACAAGCAAGCAUGGUAUGGGUUUGCAAGUAGCCUUGUCAGACUUUCAUGUGAGCAGCUUCAACGCUGGUGUAGUACUGAACUAGGACCUGAUGAACAGAAAGUUCAAGAGAUCCAACUUGCAAGAAAAUAUGAGUUGCUGGUAGACUGUCAGCGGAGAGCUGGACUUCACCGUGAUGCCAUGACAACUGCUGCUCUCAGCUUAUUGGUUAUUCCUGGUCUUAAGUUUGAUGACGUUAGAAGCAGGGCAGAGCAAUGGGUCAAGGCAAAGAGGGAAGCAUUGAAGAUUAAUGAUGAUCCAGAUCUUAGAAACAGAACACUUCUUGAUGCUUGUGAAGAAAUGGAGGAAGAACUUGCCCCAGAACAGUUAUCAGUAGUUUCUGUUGCUCUUCGUGAAGAGUUUAAUGUCUACAGAGCUCAGAGACAUGAUACCUCUGUUGAGCAAUAUGCAGCAAUUCAGGAUCUCAUCAGGAUGUAUUCUAAUGAAGGUCAUGAGAUGGAAAAAGCUUCUGUUCUUAUACAGCUUACACAACUGCUCUAUUCUUCUGGUGUGGAAAGUGAAAGUUCCCCAAGGGACAUCUGUAUCCAGACAAUUGAUCUGCUAGAAGGACUCAACCAGGAGAACCUUGGUGUACACUCAGACCUCAUGGCUCAAGCUAAAUUCUGGCUUUACCUCUGUCAACUGGAGAGUUCAAUACAGAAUUCCAAUAACAGCUGCUCAUCGCCCAAUGACGUCGAAAUGGACUCUAGCCAGGAAUCGUCCAUAGACACAUCCAAGGAUGAAGAGACACCACCACCUUGUACCCUGAUACAGGAAUCAUCUCAGAUAGCUCCCUUAAUCAGCUCCCUGGAGAUCUGGGGCAGCUUGCUUCAGGAGGAGCCAUUUGAUUCAAGCUGUUUCCAGGAUCCACAAUCAACCAUGCAAUGUUUACAGCUGGCUGCAGACAUCAUGGCUGCAUCUGGCAAGACGGUUGAAGAAAUAUGGGUCCUGAGCAUGCUUAGUAAGUUAGCCAUCUCUACUUCCUCAUCGCUCGAAUCAUUAGAGGCUGACCUUCAUCUCUCAAGACUCCUAGCACGUGUUGGUCUCUAUGAGCAAGCAACUAUCACCAUUGAUAGAGCAGAGAAGCUUCUGCAUGAUCUCUCAGAUGCCAAAAGAUCAACACUGGUGACCAAAUUCCUUCUAAUGAAGUGCUACGUUCUACUGCAUUUAGGCCAGAUUGAACAGUUUGAAGAAAGCUUCUCCAAAUAUCUUGACGAUCUGUCGAAGGCAACUGGACACCGUAAUUGUCAUUCCUACCUCACCUCGGCUUUGGCCAAGGAAUUGCACUCAUUUUACCUCUCUCUUCCCACCUCAAGAAGAAACCCCAAGCUCAAACAGCUUUCUCAGGAUGAGUAUGGAGAUGAGAUUGUUUCCCUUGAUCUGCAAGCUGAGGCAAUGAGAAUAAGAAUGGGUGUGGCAAAGAUUGUCUUAGGAACAGGGAUGGGUGACAAUGGAGUUCAGUCUGACAAUGAUAAAUCUUCUAUUUCAUCAUCAGCUUCAGAUGGAGGUCAGCUGUCACUGAGAUGGCGUGUGUUAGCAUCAGUGCUUGAUUCACUUUCUGAAGUUGCUGAUAGCUUUGUUUUGCAAGGAUGUGUCAGGGAGGCUGAAUGUUACAUCACAGAGGGAAUGUCCUUAGCUCAAAAAUUCCAACUUCCAAGAAGGUAUGGCAGAUUGUUGCAGCAGCUAAUAGAAGUCCAGAUUAAAUGGGGCCAGGAAGAUGAAUGCAAAGCCAAUCUGACCAAACUAAAUGCAGUUGUUACAAUGGAUAAUCAGCAGUCACAGCCCAAACCGGCAGAUGCAAAGACAAAGAAAAGUGUAAAGGGAGGAAGAAUGAAAAAGAAAACCAAGACCCCAAAAGCUGUAACAAACACAGAAGAAAGCGAUGAAGAGGACUUCAUCAGGAGUCGUCCAUUGUCGUUUUCGAGGUCACUUGCUGGUAGAAUCAGUAUGGACAUGAGCAGCUCACCAAGCUUGAAACCUGCUCCUGUUUUCUCCUCCAAGUCACCUGCCCAUGUUGAUCAUCAGAAAGGAUGCAGCUGUAUGCAAUGUAUGGAUCUCUCCUUGCAUGACCUUGAAACUGGCUUCUUUCUUGGCCUUGCUGGCUACUAUGCUCUAACAUGCAAUAAUGAAGCAACAAAAGCUAGUCUAGUUACUGCUAAAGAAUUGCUAGAAAGGUCAAAUGAGUGUUUUCAUCAAGUCUUCAGGCAGAAAUUGCCUAUGCUCGACAUACAAUCCUCUUUCACUUGGACAUGUCACCAUAUAGCCCUUUGCAAAGUUGUAGCAAUACAGGCCCAGGUAGAAUUGGAAAUGGGUCAUUAUGACAAAGUACUGUCUUCUGCUCACAGAGGGCUUGCAUUGUGUGAAUUACACAGUACACCCAAAGCAGUUGAUCUAGUUGUGCAAGCAUCAUUUCACUACUUUAUGGCCAUUGGAGGAAUCCACAUGAAUGCUUUGAACAUUGGAAACAGUGUAUUUGAUCCUUCAUGGUCUGUGUUCAGAGACAAGAACAUAGACUCAGCAAGUGAUGAAGUCAGUGAUGUAGCCCAUCAGCUCAGUCAACUUAGUAUGUCCAGCACAAUGAAGCAAGAGCCCUCUAUAAUGGACAGUAAUCCUUCCUGUCAGUUGUUUCAGAGUAUGCUUGAUACAUCCACUACUAGACCAGAGAUGAUGCGAAAAAGAGAUUCCAGGGGCUUAGAUCAAGGUAGAGUACUUUCAGAAGAAUUAGGACUCUUUGGUGAUGUGGUCCUUGAAGAGACUGAUGGUGUUACAGCCUCUGUUGAAAGUAAACCUAAAGCCAGUGAUAAAAGGGCAAAGAGCACCAUCCAAGUCUCAACCAAGAAAGGUGCUGUGAAAUACAAGGUAGCCAUGAAGCCAAGUAAAUCUUCAAAGACUGUUGAAAGUGCUGAUAUAACUACAUCUUCUGAUAUAGCAGAUGGUGUGUUCAGCUUUGAUGAAGAGACUGUAUCCACUACAAAGAAGCCAACAAGGGGUAGAAGUAAGAAGGGUUGUUCUAAGCAGGCAAUCAUGAAAUCCAGAGAAACAGUAGACAUAGCCUCUGAUGUCAUUAUUCCUGACAAUUCUGUGAGCUCAGGAAAAAUAACCAAGAAGGCUAGAGGGAGAGGACGGGGAGCAGGCAAGAAAGACACUUCUGCAGACAAGGCCUCUGAUGCUGAUUACAAUACAGAAAUCUUACAGUUGAUAGAUAAUGUAAUCGUAGAGUUCUCGGAUACAGAGAAGGACAAACCAAUAAAUGCAAAAUCAAAAUGUGGACGAGGGAGAAAGGCAAAAGACACAAGCAAAGAUACAGUUAUUAGUGUAACUAAGCCAAAACAAAGAAGAGGAAGAGUAAAGAAGGGAGAUUCUUGCGACAUUGAGAACACAAGAGGAGACCCAGAUCCUGUUAAUCCAGCCACAGGACCACCAGAGUUUCUCAAACUAUUUGAUGACAGUGUGAAUGAAAGUAUUACAAUAGAUUCCCUUUCACAUUCCCUUUCUUCAUCAGAAGAAGAAUCUCCAUCAAGAUUAGAUUUGUCAUUAGAAGAAAUCAGUACUAGUGAACAUCAGCCAGAGGUAUCCAUCUCAGAUUCAGCAAUGCAGAAAAAGCUAAAAUCCAAUAAAAGAGUUCACCCUCGAUCUUCUUCAAAGGGAUCAGAAUCGAGUGUUGAAUGUACUGUCCCUCUAUUUGAUUUGAAUGUGUCUUCAGGGAGCUUAUUUGAGACCCCAGCAGAGCAUGACCUUAGCAUUGGGAAUGUUAUGGUGGACUUCCAGGACGAUCUAGAUGACAUUGAGAUACCCAGAGCUGGUUCAGAUUCUGAGGAUAAUGGAAAGAGGUGCAAACGGAAAGGGAGAGGCACAAAGAAAAAUUCUGGGAAAGCAAAGACAACUGUUUGGGAAGAUGUGGAGGCCCCUAGAGGCAAUAGUAAACAGUUGGAAGAGAGAAAGACUAAAGCUGGUUCAAAGAAAACAUCAAAGACUGGUAUUGAAGUCACGGAUCCUUCUAGUACUUGCAUUACAGAUCUGAAGUCAAUUCAAGAGCAGCUUGAGCAAUGCUACAACAUGAUCAAGCAUCUGGCACCCUGCCCACUCUAUCGUCACAUCUGCCAACUCUUGGCUUUAUGCCAUGGUGAUAGGCAGCCAGAAGAGUGUAGUCGUUACUUGGCACAAGCUUCAUCAGUAACCCUUAGGCAUCAGAAAUUAUCAAGUCUGAACAAGAAACUACGGAAAUUGAGGAAGGCAAGUGAUAAAGAUGAUGUUAGCCUUGUUUCAGGCAUGGGCUCCCUUUCACUCCAGUCUGUCAAGGAGGAAGAGGAGAGACUCCGCAAUGACAAGAAAUACUUCCUGCCUUCUGAUGGAGAAGACCAUUUCAUGAAAGAUGUUGGAAAUGCUCUUCCUGCAGGAUACACAAUUUGUCAGGUGUCUGUUAUAUCAGGCAAACCAUCUUGUAUAAAUUCCUUGAAUGCAUCUAGCCAGCUAGUCAUUACUAGGAUACAGAAAGGUCAUCGACCUCUGGUUGUGAGAUUACCCAUGAAUGGUGGUGAUGGGAUUGUCAAUAACUUUGAGAGGAUUUUGGCAGAGAGCAAGGAAACAGUGAAAGAGACGGACAAGAGGGUCUGGUGGACUACUAGACAAAGACUAGAUGAGGAAAUGCAGAGUCUGACAAAAGACAUGGAAAAUAAUCUGUUGUCCUAUUGGAAGGGACUAAUACAAGGAAGCUAUCCUGAUCAGAAAGCAGAGAAGAAGCUAAAAUCACUUGGACAAAGACUUUGUGAUUUACUUCAGGAAGCUGGACAAAGGGAUGUGAACCCUGUACUUUGUGAGUGCCUGAUAGAUUCCUUCCGUCACCUGACUCACCUUCAAACCAACCAGGCUUUGUGUAGUCUUACAGGCCUCCAGUCAGGAACUGAAGAUCUGACACAACUCACCAUUCUGCUCAAGGAUUUGGCCAAGGAGUGGGAGAAGACACGACCCAUGCAGAGGAAUUUAGUUAUUCUUAUUCUUGAUACAGCAAUCCAACAAUUGCCAUGGGAGAGCAUGCCAAUCUUACAUGAGUGGCCUGUAUGUCGCCUUCCCAACCUCCACUUCUUGAUGUCUCACCUCAGGGCCAGCAAGUCAGGGGCAAAUGUCCUAGGAAAGGGGAUAAACCCAGACAAGACUUACUUUAUCCUCAAUCCAAUGGGUGACUUGGACAAUACACAGAAGACCUUUCAAGACUGGUUCCAAAAAGAGAACAAGUGGAAAGGAGUCGUUGGUAGAGGUCCAUCCAAGCCUGAGUAUACUUCAGCUCUUACUGACCAUGACCUCUUUGUAUUCUGUGGCCAUGGCACUGGUAGACAGUUCCUGACAGGUGAUGACAUUCAGAGACUUACAUGCAAGGCAGCUACUCUUCUCAUAGGCUGUAGUAGUGGCAAACUUCAGGUUAAUGGCUGCCUUGAUGCCAGCGGAAUGGCUCUUAACUAUCUUCUUGCUGAAUGUCCAUGUGUUGUUGCCAAUCUAUGGGACGUUACUGAUCGAGACAUUGAUCGUUUUCUUGAGUACCUACUGAAGGCAUGGCUUUCAUCAACAACCCAUCCAGCACCCAUCAGUGAUAGCCAAUCACUAGCUGGCUUGCUGAAUGAUGCCCGUAAGACAUGUAAGCUGAAACAUCUGAUUGGUUUUGCUCCUGUCCUGUAUGGUCUACCAGCUGUCAUGCAAGAAAGUUAAAGUUAAACAGCUGGCCAACCAUAACUCUCCCAAAGAUGAAAAUUACCUUUGAGGCGAUUCCACUUCAAAUGAUGUCAUCAAACUACGCCAUCUCAAGACAUUUCCAGAGCAGCCAGUCUGAGGAUAUUGAUCAAAAGUAUCCUUUUUAUUUUUAAUCAUUAGUAGUUGACUUACAUUGCCAUGUAUUUUUAUGUGCAUAUUGUUUUGAUAGGACAGUCUUGUGCAUAUUAAAGUAAGAAACACCUUUAUUAAGUUAUUUCAUAUGUUGAAUACAUGUAGCUGGUCAAUAAGUAUCCCAGAAUGCAAAAUCGUAUGUAUGAUGUAAACCUACACCCCUCAAAGAUGUAGAGUUAAAUUGAUUUCAUAUCAAAUGAGGAUCAUAGGAUUAUUUUCAUUGUGUACUUCUAAUAACCUAUAUUGUCCUUUAUUAUAUGGUCAUUACAAGAUUCAUCAUAAUGCAGUAGAUUAAUAAUCUCCAAUUAUCUUUAAACCGUAUACUGUACAACAGAGUACAGCAUCCCAUUUUUGUCUCACCUGCAUAGCAGAGUGAGACUAUAGGCGCCGCUUUUCCGACGGCGGCGGCGACGGCGGCGGCGGCGUCAACACCAAAUCUUAACCUGAGGUUAAGUUUUUGAAAUGACAGCAUAACUUAGAAAGUAUAUGGACCUAGUUCAUGAAACUUGGCCAUAAGGUUAAUCAAGUAUUACUGAACAUCCUGCCUGAGUUUCAUGUCACAUGACCAAGGUCAAAGGUCAUUUAGGGUCAAUGAACUUAGACCAUGUUGGGGGAAUCAACAUCAAAAUCUUAACCUAAGGUUAAGUUUUUGAAAUGUCAUCAUAACUUAGAAAAUAUAUGGACCUAGUUCAUGAAACUUAUACAUAAGGUUAAUCAAGUAUCACUGAACAUCCUGCAUGAGUUUCACAUCACAUGACCAAGGUCAAAGGUCAUUUAGGGUCAAUGAACUUUGGCCGAAUUGGGGGUAUCUGUUGAAUUACCAUCAUAACUUUGAAAGUUUAUGGAUCUGAUUCAUGAAACUUGGACAUAAUAGUAAUCAAGUAUUACUGAACAUCCUGUGCAAGUUUCAGGUCACAUGAUCAAGGUCAAAGGUCAUUUAGGGUCAAUGAACUUUGGCCAAAUUGGGGUAUUUGUUGAAUUACAGCCAUAAAUUUGAAAGUGUGUUGGUCUAGUUCAUAAAACUUGGACAUAAUAGUAAUCAAGUAUCACUGAACAUCCUGUGCGAGUUUCAGGUCACAUGAUCAAGGUCAAAGGUCAUGUAAGGUCAAAGAACUUUGGCCACGUUGGGGGUAUUUGUUGAAUUGCCAUCAUAUCUCUAUAAGUGUAUUGGUCUAGUUCAUAAAACGUGGAAAUAAGAGUAACCAAGUAUCACUGAACAUCUUGUGCGAGUUAUAGUAGUUUUCAAAAUCAGCACUGCUGCUAUAUUGAAUCGCGUGAUGCAGGUGAGACGGCCAGAGGCAUUCCACUUGUUAGUGUUCAGACAUGCUGAAACAAAUCACCCUGCUAAAACUACAUUGUAAAUCAUAUUGUGUUUAUUGCAUCAAGAAAUUAAUGAUGUUUUAAUGCACACAGACUGCUAACUUUGAUGGUUCGUUUUGAAUCCUGAUAUAAAUCACUGUAAGUCUUAGCUGUCAUAUCUAAUAGGAAAUUAACAAAAUAUAACGUUUGAAAUCCUGUAAUAUGUACCGGUAUGUAAUUUAGUUGAGUUCAAUGAUAGAGUGAAGCACAGUCGCAUCAUAACAUUUUUCCAUUAUUGAUGCAUGGUAGUUUUUGUAUAAUUUUGUGUUUUACAUGAUUUAACUUUUUAUUAUAUAAUAUUACAUCAUACUAAUCUUUGCCCUUCAGAGUGGUGAGAUAUAUUCUAUACACCUCCUAUAGACUCUCUUUCUCAGUCUCUUACAGUUUAGGUAAAUAUUACAUAAGAUAUUAGAUUUAGCUGUAUUACACAACAGUGGUCAUCAUUUAGUUGUACAACUACAUGUAGGAUACUGUAUUAGCAAUAUUUGCCUCUAAAGGAUUGACUAAUUAAUUGUUGAAUUCCUACGAUUAAUACCAUUCAGUAUUUUUUAUACCAUUACUAUCAAGCACAGUGCGUUAUAUGUAUUAAAGUAUUGAAAUCUUGUGGAUACAUGUAACUCUUCCAGCUAAUCUCAUGAUAGGGCAUGAUGUGGAUAUGUUGGUGAUGUAUAGAAUGCAUCACAUGAAAAUGCUUUCAGAUAUAUGUUAGAAUCCUCAAUUACCCUAUCAUAUAAAUAAUCUUCAAUGUUUAUAUAAAGUUCCACCCCUAAAAGUUAUUACAUUUCAUUCAAUAAACGGGUAUAAUUUGCCUGAUAUGAGGCACAUUGCAUACUAAUAGUAAGAAUGGAAUUGAAAUCAUUUUCAAAUGGAUGUUUUGUUUGUUUGGGAGAAGGUGUUUAUUGUUUUCUACUUCAUUGAAGCUUUACAAUUAUGAUAUAAUGUUUGCAAAAUUGAGUUCAUAAAUCUAAGUUUAAAUUGUGUUGCAUUAUACAGUAUGUCAAGUUGAUGUUUAAUGGAAGCUAGUUUCAUUAUUCAUUAUAUGAUAUACAGUUUAAUCUGUCUAUUACCAGAAUAAUCAUCAAAAUCCAAGCAGUUUUUCAGACCAGAUCAUUCAAACUGUGUUUAAACCUCCCAUUCCCGUCAGUCAAACAGAGUUCUUUUGUAUUGAAAGAUUGAUUUUGCAGAGUUAGCCAUAGACUAUGUUGACUUUAUGCAAGUACAAGUACCAACUCUGUUAUUUAAAAUAAAAUUCUACAUAACUUGACAUUUUUAUUGUCAUUUGGAAUCUUGGCCAUUUAUUAUAAAACUAACUGUCAUUUGUAACCACAAGCUGCCUUCUAUUACAAAACAAUUGAAUUUUAUAAAUAAGAUAUGAAAUAAGGCCCUGCUCCCAUGUUUUCAGAAAUUAUAGCAAAACUUAAUAUCAUAAGAGCUGUAUUUUCAAAUAUUUUUAAUUCCUGAAAAUCAACAUCUCUGUUUUUCCUAGGAAAUCACAUUCCUCAAAGAAUCAGAAGUAUUAUCGUAUGCAUAAUUUUAUGGCUCUGCCCAUUGCAGGUAGAUGGCAGAGGAUUAUUUCAGAUUAAUGGUUGGUUUGUCGAUUUGGGUUCAUGAGUUUAAGGUAAAAAGUCUCAGAAGCCAUAAUUGAUUCAAAAUUUUAGAAGUUAAUGUAUUCUUGAUCAGUUGAUCUGGCAAUGGCGAAGAUAUAAAUGUUGAAUGUGUGCAGUCAAGAAUCUAGUUCAGUUUUUAUACAAUUUUAAGAAGUAAAAUGAAGUGUUAAAUCUCUCCAAUAUUGGACUCCUGUAAAAUGAUUGAUUGUUCGUAGCAAUUGCAUGAAAGGGAGGAGAUUACAUCAUAGAAUUAUAUAUAUGUGUGCCUGUUAUCUUCAGUUGUAAAGAUUUGAUGGUGUAAUAUGUUGUAUACUAAAUUACUAAGUUGUAUAAAUGUUCUUAUAAAUCAGGAAUGUACAUGUAUAUUAAGAUAGGGAACAUAUUUCAAAUGACCUGCCUUAUGAAAAUCAUUACAAACUUCUGUAAAAUAUUGCAAAGAAAUUGUUGAAUAAAAGAGAUCAAAUAAUAUAA